UUAUUGGAGACAAGUUGGCACAUGAAGGCUACAAUAAAACUCCAAACAUGAUGCUUAUGAAUGGGAAAGGUUCAUAUUUAGAUCCAAAAGCAAAAUCCAAUGAAUCCUUCACAAUAAAUCAAGGAAAAACGUAUAGAUUGAGGAUUUCAAAUGUGGGAAGUGAAUGGAGUUUCAAUUUUCGAAUCCAAAACCAUACCAUGCUAUUGGUGGAGACCGAGGGCUCGUACACCAAUCAAAUCACGUUAAAUUCUCUCGACGUCCACGUGGGCCAAUCAUAUUCUGUUCUUGUCACAGCUGAUCAAGAUGCUGCUGAUUAUUACAUAGUUGCAACUGCAAAAAUGGCUAAUUCAACUCAACUCAAAACUCUUCAAGUUGUUGGUGUAUUACACUAUGAAAACUCAACCAAACCUGCUAAUGGGCCUAUUCCAAAUGGGCCUGGCCCAUUUGAUGUGAACUUCUCUAUCAGUCAAGCUAGAUCCAUCAGGUGGAAUUUGACAACAGGUGCAGCAAGGCCUAAUCCACAAGGUACAUUUAAUGUAUCAAAUGUGACAUUGUCACAAACUUUUGUUCUCCAAAAUUCAUUGAACUAUAAGAAUGGUAUGAUAAAUUAUGCCAUCAACAAUGUGUCUUAUGCAACACCAAAAACACCAUUGAAACUGGCUGAUUAUUACCUUAACGGCGCCGGAGUUUACGAGCUCGAUAAAUUUCCGGCUAACGUUAGCCUACCGGAGGUUGUUUAUGGAACGUUUGUUGUGUCUGGUGAACACAAAGGUUGGCUAGAAAUUGUCUUUAAAAAUGAGUUACAAGUCAUGGAUUCUUGGCAUUUGGAUGGAUUUAGCUUCUUUGUUGUUGGGUAUGGUUUUGGAAAUUGGAAACCUGAAUCGCGAUCUAGAUAUAAUCUUCAUGAUCCAAUUGUUCGUUCUACUGUUCAGGUUUACCCAAAAGGAUGGACAGCUGUAUAUGUAUAUUUAGACAAUCCAGGGAUGUGGAAUUUAAGGUCACAAAAAUUAAAAAAUUGGUUCUUAGGACAAGAACUUUAUAUUAGAGUUUAUGACUCUGAUCCUAAUCCAGCCAAAGAACUCAUUCCACCUAAAAAUCUACUCUAUUGUGGAAUUGUUCAGACACCUCCACCAGCAACACCAAGUCCAAAGCCAGAGCCAGUACCAAGCCCCGUGGCUCCAAUAGCUCCGCCUCCUCCAGCACCAUCAUCUACAACUACUACGAAAAUAAAAUGGUUUCAUAUUAUUGUGGCUAUUUUUAUGAUUUUAAUCAUAUGAGAUGGGAGCUCAAGUUAAUUUGGUGCUUAUAAUGACAUGCAAAUCAGUUUAUUUUAUUUGUUUUUUUCCUUCUUAUUUUAUGUUCUGUUUUGCCUUUUAUUAUCUUUAUUAUAUACUUAGCUGUUAUCUAUAUUGUUAUAUAUACCAUUUAAUAGAAUUGGGGUUUGAAAACCAUAAGAAUUUUUAUUGGUUGAGCAAAUUCUACAGUAUUAACCACAAUUUUUGUAAACACACUUUACAUUCAUAUGUCAAAUUUGAUAAUAAAGUUUAUCUUCUUUCUUAUAUUUUUGAGAUAUUAGUUUAAUCAGGCAAAGUAUCUUUUUGCUAAAAGAAAAGUAGUG
This is a messenger RNA of Solanum lycopersicum (tomato), 1618 nucleotides long. RefSeq names its product monocopper oxidase-like protein SKU5. NCBI's taxonomy places the organism in Eukaryota, Viridiplantae, Streptophyta, Magnoliopsida, Solanales, Solanaceae. Gene Ontology annotation, cellular component: plasma membrane. The record is from RefSeq and is a predicted model, not a curated record. Gene Ontology annotation, molecular function: oxidoreductase activity; copper ion binding.